UGGCCGACGAGGUGCCUUGGGGAGCAUCAAGCAGCUCCUGUGUGGUUUGCAGCGGUGGAGGCAGGCCUGGCUGGCUGUGCCUGGCACGGGAAAAGGCCCUGGCAGUCGGAUAUGCUUGUGUGGGCAGAGGCUGGACGUGGCCUAUGUCAGGUGAUGGUGGGAGGUAGGAUUUUCAACAGAGUGCUGGGGAAUGGCUCCUGGAGUCUCUUGAUGAGGAUGAGAGCUGCUUCAUUUGUGCUCUCCCCUUCUCCUGCUGUGCUUCAGCCAUGGCUUUUGUUCUAGGCUGUAACUUCUCUCCCUUUCAUUGCGGCUGCAAUCCCCAAGAAAACUUUUAAUCUGCAUUUUCUCACCUAACCCUGCCUAUCCUGGGAUCAAAGCUGGUGAUAAGACCAUAGCCCUGUUGUUAUUGUGAGCUUAGCCUUACUGAAGGAAUAUCCACAGCCUACAGAGCUGAAAUGACUAACUUGAAUCUCACAGCCCCAUUGUGCAUAUUUCCACAACCUCCUUUUCUCUCCACACCUGUUUACAUCCCUCUCAACUGCCAGUGCCCUUGCUUUGGAGGAUGACAGCAGCACUUGAUUCCUCCAUAGCUCUGACAGCCAGAGCAAGGGCCCGAGGCUGAGCCCAGGCCUCAUUUUGGGAGUAAAGCCCCUGUGGGAUUUCUUUAUGGAUGUUUUGUGGUCAGUGGUGCUGGGAUGCACAACCCUGAUAGACACAGAUGUGCUGGCAGAAGCCUCUGAUGCAGAAGGGUUGUAGUGAAAGCAAUCCAAGGGGAGUAUGGAAUAGGCUAAAGCUGUGACAAUGCAUUUGUUAGCUUAGCAAAGGCCCUGCUAGCAGGAUUUCACUGGAUUGUUUCACUGUGUUGCAGUCUCAGUAUAGCAUUUUGUGAACUGCUUCCUCUGCUGGCAGCACAGGUGAGGAAAUGGUCUGAGACCAUCCACACCAUUCCUGCUGGCCAUGGGCUCUGCUGGUGUCUCCUGGCCACUUACUGGGAGCCUGCUUUGCUGGCCUAGCCCUUGGCAGCUCAAAGGAAAAGGAGUCAGUCUCUGGACUGGUGAGACAUUGCUCUGUUCAACACAGCAUUAGCCAGGGCCAGCUUGUACAGCUGAACAUGAGGUGGAGCCUCCCAGCACUGAGAUCCCUUUCCAGGGACUUGGUGGCAGGCACCUUGCAGAGGGAUCUGGGGCAGAGGAGACAGCUCUCACUGUGCAUCCGGUAGUUGGCUCUGCAAGGCCACUGAAGGAAAAUUAGAUGGUUUUGCCCUCAAAGAUGCAUCCUCGUGGUGACUCUGCCCUUUUGUCUUCUCUCUCUUCCCUGUGCAAUAUUAAGAUGGAUUUGGGUUGUAAGGGACUCUAGAAGUCUCAGGUCCAACUGAUCUCCUGCUCAUGGCAGAGCUCACUUGAGACCGAGUUGUUCAGGGCUUUGUCCAGUUGAGUUUUGAGGACUUCCAGGGCCAGGGAAUCCAUGGCCUGUUCCCAGGCUGUGGCAUUCUCCUUUGGAGAGCCACCUGCUGUGCCUGCAGCUUCUAUCUCCAGCUAUCUGUAGCUGCUUGUGUGAUGUGCCAGGACUUUGUGUCAGGUCAUCUAUGUCCUGCAGCAUUUGGGCAACAGGUAGAGAGAUCUGGGGGCCAUCUGUUUUUUACCACUUCCAGGUCUUUUAUUUCUUUUAAUCAGUGUCUCAAUAUUCCUAAAGCAGUUUCAACAUACACUGCUUAGGAAUGCAGUACACCUCCAAGCCUUUUUUGUUGUGCUUGAGAUAGUACUGCCAAAGCUUUUUUCGCUCUCACCCCCUUCUCCUGCAUUUAACACUAUUUUGGCAGAUGUUGUCAUGUGGUGAGGGGUGAGCCUUGAAAGAAACAUUGCUUAUUCAUGCUGUAGACACAAAGCUGGUCCUUGAAGCUGAAUUGCUCUGCAGAUACCAGGUGUUGCUGCUGUGUGUGUACAUGGCUUGUUACUCCUUUCUCUGUUGCAAAGCCUUGACACUUUGUGCUUGGGGGAAUCCUGGUCUUACAAGAGGAUGUGAGAGGAUCCAAGCAGCUUCCAACUGCUGCCAGGAUGGCAUUCUGGAUGGAUGAGCACGUUCCUGUUGGUUGUCUUAGAGUCUGCUGCUAGUACAGAGGUCUUGGCUUAGUGGCAAGUACCACUGAGAUUGAGGAAUGUUGUCAGGUACAUUUGAAGUGUGGCAGGGAGUCUCCUGGUAAACCUAAUUCCAGGCAAUUCUUGCAAGCUUUCUGAAAUUUGUCCUUGCACUUUCUUGAAGCUGAGGUGAAGUUUCUGGAAUGCAAACUCAAAAUCUAGUUUGGUCAUUCCUGCCUCUGAGAAGACUUGUGGUUGCUGUUCUGCAGCACCAUCUCCUCUGUGCUGGAGGAUUUGGGCUUUCUGGGUUCUGGGUGAUUGCUGUACUAUGUUUGAGGCUUGCAACGUGAGCUGGUACUCCUGCUCUGGCAAAUGUAGUGGUGGUCUUGGUCCCUUCUGGAUUUGUGGGACUGUUAGAAAACAAUUGCUGGAGUCUUGAGGCUGCUGGUGAUAUUCUGGGAAGGCCCUUAUUUUCCCCAUGUGCCAGUUCCUAUUGUGUGGACAGUACCAGGCACACGUGAAGGCUGGCCUGGAGGGGACAUGGUGAGAGCAGUCUAAUUAGGAACCAAUGGUACGUUUGGAGAUGAGACAACUGUUCACUGAGCCCUGCCUGCAGACCACAGGCUGAAGGACUUGACCAGUGACAUCCUGCAGUAGCUAAAGCUGGGUUGGAGAGAGUCACUGAAUGCUGUUGUAAAACCUCCAAGUCACAGAGGGCUUACAGAUCCUGGGGUCAGUUGUUUAAUCAUCUGUUUCUGAGUUUGUCCAACUUUGAUUUCUAGCUUUUUGAGUCAUCAUGCAGUGUAUUUGUCAUCUCUAAAGGGUCCUCUGCUGUAGAUCUUCUUACCUUGCAAUUUUUUUUGAGAUGGGUCAUGUCUCCCCAUUUAUUUUCAGUGAACAAAAUAGGUUUAUUACUGGAAGGUGUUUUCUGAGCCAUGGUUGAUUGAUAAAGCACUGGGAUUCUUACAUUACUGUUCAAAUUUUAAAAAAAAAAUUAUUUUGAACAUCUCAGCUCUUCCAGUAACUGUCAUCCAGUGUAGACAGGAGCCAAGAAAGAGACAGUAAUGGUCUAACAUGGUAGUGUGUGCAAGUAGCACUGUACUGAAUGUCAGCAGUGGGCUUUGUGCUCUUGAAGACUGAAUUUGGGCUGCAGGGUAAGAGCUCAGAGAGCUGCCUCUCCAAAACCAAAAUCCUUUCUGCUCCUUUCUGGAGAAUUUGGACUGGACUGAAACCUUGUCCUCAGCAGUGUCCUUAGUUUAAUGGCGAUUCUUCAUAAAUCCAUUUGCUUUAAGAUGAGUUGAACAAUCUGUAAUAAAGGUUUGCAGUGCUUGAAUUUAGAAAGCUGUCAACUGCUCACAUAAACUCAGCUAAGUCACAGCAGUGAAGUUGGCUUUUGCCGUAUUUGUCACUCAAGGUGUAAUAUUGUUAAUGAAGACAUGUUUUCCAUGCUGGUAGGACAUGAUAUUAUUUCCUUAAUGUUUUAUUAUUUAUGUAUAUGUAGAACUGUGUAUUGACACUGUUGGGUUUUUUUGAGAAAUACUAGAUUGGGUGUUACUGUUUAUUCAAAAAUGUGGCACAAAACAUAGGGGUUCCUGAAGAGCUCUGCUCAGGUCUUACAGAGCUCAUAGGUAGGAAGUGGCUGAAAUGUUAAUAUAAGUGUUAAUAUAAGUGUUAAUUUUUGUAGUUAUUAGUUAAUUCUUUUCAUAUUUCACAUGAUCUCUAAUAGUGAAAAAGAUAAAUCCUUCAGCCUUCAAAAGGAUUGAAAAUCAGAAUCCAUAUCCAUGAACGAAAGUCCAGGACAGGUCCCCAAGCAGUUGCUGUUCCUUUACUGGAGGAAAGCAGUAACUGCAUGGCUGUGCCUUUUUUGUGGGCAGUAAAGACUUCUGAGAUAUUCACUUCAUUGUGAGGGAGUGGCAACAGUAUUUUUUUCUUACAGUCUGGUUUUAAUUAAAUGUUUGAUGGUAGAUCCACAUUUCUGUAGGUAGGCCACGUGUUCCCUUGCUAAUAAUUACCCAAGGACACUGAAGAUCUGUGCAGUUCCACCGCCACUGAUGUCUUUAAUAAGCUGAAUAAAGUCCCAGGUAGUCACUUGGUGUGCUCGGGUGUCCUGGCAGAGAUGUCACACCCUGAGCUCCCAUGUCUGGGAGGAGAUCCACGUGCCCCCUCUUUGGCAGAAAGGGCAGGACAGGUCUGGUAGUCACUGGAUUUGGCAGUCAGUGUCCCAGUCCUGCACACUCGGGGAGGACUCUCAGCCAUCCCAUCACUUCUUUGGAAACUCUUGCACGCUCCUUGGGAAGCACUGUGCUGCAGGCUGGUGUGCAAGGGACUUUGCUCCUUGAACUUGUUCUCUUCCCAAGGAUAUAUCUGUUACUGAAUACUCCAGAGGUGCUGAGUGCUAAGUAAGGAGUUUCCAAAUGACCAGUGGAGCAGUUGUAUCUGCUGUAAUGUGCAGGAUUUCAGCACACUGCCUCCUCUUUGUUUGGCCAAGUCGUGCUCUAGUGUACUCUCCUCACUGCCAGGUAUGUGGCUGGAAAAGAGGAAGAUUUCAAGCAGACCAGUGAGCAAACCCCAGCGACUGAGCUGGUCCUGGAAUAAAAAAGAUGAUGACUUGUGGUGGAUCAUUUCAGCAUCUGCCAAAAACAAUAAGCUGUUCUGCUUCUGUUGUAGAAAGUGAGAAAAGACUUUACCAGAAGAAAAGUGCACGCUCCGUUUGCAGCUUAACUCACUGUGAAGCUCAGCAGAAAGCCCAGAUGAAUCUGAGUGCCUGGGGCAGACAGAAGUAGAGCUUCUUACCUGGCUGCAGCUGAGCAGCUCUAAUUUCUUUAGGUUGAGUUUGACUUCAGAGCAACUCACAGAACUGGAAAGCAUCAUUUUCUCCUGUUCUGAGGGCCACCCUCUUCAUCCUCAUCCACUAGUAGUUGAAAGCCAUUGUAAAGAAUUCAUUGUCAGGGACAUUCCUUGCUUUCCCACUCAGACUGUUUGUCAGCAUCAUGUUGGGUCCUGCCUCAACUCUUAACUCCAUCAGCUUUUCCAGAUUCUCAUAAAUACACCAAGAGUUAGCAUUCCUGUGCCCUGUAACCCCUUGGAGCUCUGCUGCAGCAGGUUGAAAACAAACAGAAGGAAAAUACUUAAAAAAACUAAAUGUUAAGCUGCAGAAAAUAGAGCCACUGGAAUUUCUGGAGUAUAAGUUGGUUCAAAGUGGGAUUAGGCAGACUCAUAGAGGAUUUGCCCAGUACAGACUCUUAACAGUGACAUUGCCAGUACAACUCAAGCCAAGUGGUUCUUCAGCAGCUGAGUCCUGCCUGAUGAGAGGAUAAGCUGAAGAGGAGCAUCCUUUUAGUUAUGUUUCUUAUACUCUCUCCCCAGGUGUUCAUUCUUGGUGUGAAUAGGAACAGGAUACUCAAGUACAUGGUCCUUUCAUUGGACUGACUGCAGUAGUCCUUAGCUCUGCACAUCCCAAGAAGAGGUUUUAGGUCCUUCACCAGAACGUGUGAGCUGUUCUGCUCUGCUGGGAGGAUUCUGAUGAAAGGGGACAGCAUCUUGAACACACGGGGGAGCACAGGGCUUCCAACCAGAGCGUGCAAGUGAGUGGUCUUAGAGCAGAGUCUGGGGUCUGCAGAAAGGUCUGCCUGUCCCAACCACAUACCAAUAGUUUGGAGUUGCCUUAAUCUGCAGAAUACUUUUUCUCUUUAAGACUUUUGUUGGUCAGUGAUGUCGCCAUUAAUGUCAGAGUUUUGUCUUUGCAUCGUAAUGCCCAGAGCUUGAAAGCAGUGUUAAGUUGUGCACUGCUGAAAGCAGAUGCCUUUGGUCUACUCGUAGAACACGAGUUGCAUGGCAGGUUCGCAGAUUAAUUGUUGCUUGGAUUAUCCUCUGGGAGGGAAUGCCCAAAUGGAUUUCUUAUGCUCCAGAUUUGCUUCCAGGAUCUGUUUCUACCAAGCAAAGCCUAGGCCAGCUGAACGUGGCAAAUACUGUAGGAGAGUCAGCUUAGUGGCUCAUUGCAGACUCGUGCAGAGUGUCUGAGGUGAUUUUGAGGAGUAUGUUAGCCCUGUUAGGUAUACCUAUGAAUAAACUUUCCUUAUUCGUCUGGGUGGCUUGUCAUGUUUUUGCUUAUUGUUGUAGGGUCUGCUGUCUGUCUGGGGGACAUCUUUGAGCAGGAGGCAUUGUUUGUAUUCUGAGCAGCAGAAAAAAAAUAUGUUUAUCAUCUUGGGAGGGUUCUCAUUUGCUUCAGAUCCCUAGGACCUUUCUUUCAGAUGUCUUUGUUUCUAUUUCACUUUGUUCUUCUUUCUGUCAGCCACCCUGAAACACGUAUUAGAUCUUGUAAUGCUCUGGAAUUAUUCUAGAAGCUUUGUCUCCUCUUGUAACUAAAAGUAAACAGAAUCACCAAAGUCUUUAGUGAUGAAACUUGCUGGGCAUCUCAGAAGAUUACAUUUGCUGUGGUUUCUGUUCAUGAUUGUGGGAACAGUGCUUGUCUGCCAUCGGGAAACAGAAAACUUCACUGUGUUUUAAGAUAAAAUAAGGAAGCAGUGGCUUUGAAAUCCAGAUGUUUGGUAUGAUUUUACUAAACUCCUACUUGAGUGAGGUUCAGAAGUUGGGUACAUUCUUUGUCUGAAUAUGUCCUGUUUAGUUCUGAUCAAACCAUUUGUAAGUGAGACUUGGUUAUCAUUUCAGAGCAAAGGAUAUGAAGAAAGAAUUAAAGCUAUCACCAGUGAAAUUAUUUCAGGCUUCCUCCUUCAUUGAUAUAGAUGAGUUAUGCCCAUAGUAAGCCCCAGUUGACAGGAAUACUAGAUUUCUGGUUCAGGGCUUAAAACAGUGCCAAAUUUAGAAUUAGUAUUGCUCUGAUAGGGAGGGGUAGGUUCGUGCCACAUCUUUUGAUUCGAGUGCCUUUCUUGUAGUGUCUACCUACAGCCUGUUUUGGGGACGUGAUGCUACUUGAAGUCUUACUCUGCCUUACCACUUGUAGACUGCAGCUCCUACUCCCUUUCCCUCUUCAGUUGCCAUCUUCUAAAUGGAUUCCAGUGAAUUUUCAGGAUCUAUGGACCCUCUGUCCUUGCCUGACAAACCGCUUAUUGGAGAUCUCCCUGCUGACAUGGAGUUUGGUGAAGAUCUCCUGGGCUCCCAAACAGCUUCCACCCAGGAAGCUUCAGUUCUUCAGCCCCCUGGCUGGGAUCAAUCCAAGCAGAUGACUGCAGAUGGGGACUUGGACCUUCUAGUGAAAGCAGACAGCCUGUCUGAACUAAAUAAAUCAAAUGACCAUGUUCUAGAUAAACCUAAUGUCUUGGAUAUGCUGGAGAAACCUGAUGUCUUAGAUGACUUGGAUAAAACUGCUGACUUGAUGGAGCAGGAUAAACCUGAGGGUCUGGAUGGGCUAUGUAAGGCACAUCCUUCCCAGGACAUGGAGGAUGGACCAUCAGACUCCUCUGCCCUCUCUAGAGAAGCCCUUGUUCCAGAAACAUGGAAAGAAGGGGAGGAUGCACCAAAAAAUUGUUCUGGGGACCUAAAGGAAGACGGUGCUGCUGCUAUUCCUGCACUGCCUGGUGACAAGGCCCCUGAAUCACCUCGAAAACCCAUUCCUGACUCUGGGAACCUCAGCAGUGCCCCAGCCACGGAAGAAACCACAGCACAGUCCUCGAGUCCAGCAAUGCCCCCACCCCAACUCAGUCUUAAACAGACAAAGAAGAUGAAGUUGAAAGCACCAAGGAAAAGCUCACCCCUGCAGAGGGAAGGGCUGGCAGGGGAAGCAGAGAUGGAACCGAUCCCAGACAGCAGAACUGCAGCUUUGCCCCCUGAGCCUAUGGAGGAAAACCGGGCAGAGAGAGGGGAUGAUAAUGGGAAAAACUCGCUUAAAGAAAAUAGUGUACUCAAAGCACAGGAAGCCUCAGCACCAGCAGGAGAAAGCCUGUCUGGGAAGGGGAGUGAGCUGCCAGCUGAGAAGGAGCAGAAAAGAAGUGAACGACCCAGAAGAUCAGAAACUGCCAGGCCUGAAACUGUGAACUCCUCUGAGAGCAUUCCAGUGUCUGACGAAGACUCUGAUGCAAUGGUGGAUGAUCCCAACGACGAGGAUUUCGUUCCUUUCCGCACGCGGCGCUCGACCCGCAUGUCCCUGCGCACCCAGAUGGCCCAGCGAGCCGCCCGCUCCACCUUCACCAAGAUGACCUGUGCCAACUGCAGGACCCCCCUGCAGAAGGGCCAAACUGCCUACCAGCGCAAAGGGCUUCCUCAGCUCUUCUGCUCCAGCUCCUGCCUCACCACCUUCUCAAAAAAACCACCUGGCAAGAAGAUAUGCACCUUCUGCAAAAAGGAGAUCUGGAACACCAAGGACUCUGUGGUUGCCCAGAUUGGUUCAGGUGGCUCUUUCCACGAGUUCUGCACCUCUGUCUGCCUUUCCCUCUACGAGGCCCAGCAGCACAGACCAGCACCUCAGUCUGCAGAUGCCUCGGACACCAGCCGCUGCAGUGUUUGCCACAAACCUGGCGAGAUCCAGCACGAGGUCAGCAACGGGAGCGUGGUUCACCGCAUCUGCAGUGACGCCUGCUUCACCAAGUUCCGGGCCACCAAGGGGCUGAAGACAAACUGCUGUGACAACUGUGGACUUUAUAUCUACAACAAGGGCUUGCCCCUGGAGUACCUCUUCCACGAAGGCCAGCAAAAACGCUUUUGCAACUCUACGUGUCUCAACAGUUACAAGAAGAAGAACACUCGGGUCUACCCCUGCAUGUGGUGCAAGACGCUGUGCAAGAACUUUGACAUGCUACCCAACGUGGAUCGCAGUGGCAAGAUGGGCCUGUUCUGCUCCAUUUGCUGCACUACCUCCCACAAAGUGAAGCAGUCAGGCUUAGUCGGUCCCCCUAGACCCUGCAGCUUCUGCAGAAAGAGCUUAUCUGAACCCUGCUAUUACAACAAGACAGACCGAGUUGUCUACCAGUUCUGCAGUCCCAGCUGCUGGACCAAAUUCCAGUUUUGUACAGUUGUCAAAGAACAGAGUAACAGCCAGGAAGACCUGGGAAACUUAGGCCAGGACGUGCGAAGUGCAACUGAGAAAACAGAGAAUCUAGAGCGCACCAGCCCGGAAGGUGGGAUCCACCUCAACUGCCAUUACUGCCACAAUCUUUUCAGCGGGAAGCCAGAGAUCCUAGACUGGCAGGACAAGGUGUAUCAGUUCUGCUGCAAGGACUGCUGCGAGGACUUCAAGCGGCUGCGUGGGGUGGUGUCCCAGUGUGAGCACUGCAAGCAGGAGAAGCUGCUGCAUGAGAAGAUCCGUUUCUCUGGAGUGGAGAAGAACUUCUGCAGUGAAGGGUGUGUGCUUCUUUACAAACAGGAUUUCACCAAGAACCUGGGCCUGUGCUGCAUCACCUGCACCUACUGUUCUCAGACCUGCCAGCGGGCGGUCACCGAGCAGCUGGAGGGCAGCACCUGGGACUUCUGUAGUGAAGACUGCAAAAGCAAAUACUUGCUCUGGUACUUCAAGGCAGCUCGGUGCCAUGCCUGCAAGCGUCAGGGGAAGCUGCUGGAAACCAUCCACUGGCGGGGGCAAAUCAAACACUUCUGCAACCAGCAGUGUCUGCUGCGAUUUUACAAUCAACAGAACCAGCCCAACCUGGACACGCAGAAGGGGCCCGAGAGCCUGCUGAACAGUCAGACUUCAGAUCCAAAACCAGCUGUCCCUUCCCCACAGAAGACAGAGACUAACAUGCUGUCAGCAAAGGCCUCCUCAGCCCAGACGUCUUCAGCUGCGCCACCUCCCGCCCCACCAGUGGUUCCAGCCACCCCUCGGAAAAACAAAGCUGCCAUGUGCAAACCACUGAUGCAGAACCGGGGCAUUUCCUGCAAGUUAGAAAUGAAGUCCAAAGGAUGUCAGACAGAGGCUGACUGGAAGCCCCAGGUGGUUGUAUUGCCAAUCCCCGUCCCGAUCUUCGUGCCUGUGCCUAUGCAUAUGUACUGCCAGAAAGUACCUGUGCCUUUCUCCAUGCCUGUCCCGGUGCCUGUGCCAAUGUUCCUGCCCACCACCCUGGAGAGCACAGAGAAGAUUGUGGAGACCAUUGAGGAACUGAAGGUGAAGAUCCCCUCCAAUCCCCUGGAAGCUGACAUCCUGGCCAUGGCUGAGAUGAUUGCAGAGGCUGAGGAACUAGACAAGGCCUCCUCGGACCUGUGCGACCUGGUGAGUAACCAGAGUGCAGAGGGUCUCCUGGAGGACUGUGAUCUGUUCGGACCAGCACGGGACGAUGUGUUGGCUAUGGCUGUCAAGAUGGCAAAUGUCCUCGAUGAGCCAGGCCAGGAUCUGGAGGCUGACUUCCCUAAGAACCCUCUAGACAUCAACCCCAGUGUGGACUUCCUCUUUGACUGUGGGCUGGUGGGACCAGAUGAUGUGUCCACAGAGCAAGAUCUGCCUCGAGCUGUCCGAAAGGGGCAGAAGCGCCUGGCACUCUCUGAAAGCUGUUCCCGGGACUCAAUGAGCAGCCAGCCCAGCUGUACAGUCCUGAACUACUCAUACGGAGUGAAUGCCUGGAAGUCCUGGGUGCAAGCCAAGUACGCAGGAGGAGAGACCAGCAAGGGAGAGGAGCUACGCUUUGGCCCCAAGCCCAUGAGGAUCAAGGAGGACAUCUUAGCCUGCUCAGCAGCUGAGCUCAACUAUGGCCUGGCCCAGUUUGUCAAGGAGAUAACACGGCCCAACGGGGAGCGCUAUGAACCUGACAGCAUCUAUUACCUCUGCCUUGGCAUCCAGCAGUACCUGCUCGAGAACAAUCGUAUGGUGAAUAUAUUUACAGACCUUUACUACCUGACCUUCGUGCAGGAGCUGAACAAGUCCCUGAGCGGCUGGCAACCCACAGUCUUACCAAAUAACACUGUUUUCUCCCGUGUUGAGGAGGAGCACCUCUGGGAGUGCAAACAGCUGGGUGUUUACUCACCCUUUGUGCUGCUGAACACCCUCAUGUUCUUCAACACUAAGUUCUUUGGGCUGCAGACAGCAGAGGAGCACAUGCAGCUCUCCUUCACCAACGUGGUGCGCCAGUCCCGCAAGUGCACCACUGCCCGUGGCGUGACAAAGGUGGUGAGCAUCCGCUACUACGCUCCUGCCAAGCAGAAGAAAAGCCGAGAUGGUGGCUCUGGAAAACGGAAGCGUGAGGAGGAGGUACCGAUGUUGGAGCAGCGGGAGAACAGGAUGAACCCCCUCCGAUGCCCAGUCAAGUUCUAUGAGUUCUAUCUCUCCAAAUGCCCCGAGAGUCUGCGGAACCGCAACGAUGUGUUCUACCUGCAGCCCGAGCGGUCGUGCAUCGCCGAGUCCCCGCUGUGGUACUCGGUGAUCCCCAUGGACCGGAGCAUGAUGGAGAGCAUGCUGAACCGCAUCCUGGCUGUCAGGGAGAUCUACGAGGAGCACAGUCGGCUCAGCAGCCUGGAGGAUGACAUGGACUAAGAGCGAGGUGCUGCUGGGCUGGCUGCGCUCCAGCCCUGGACACCCCGUCUUCCUGCCUCCCACUGCAGGGCAGGGGCCAUGCAGCACGGGAGGGGAUGGUGCUGCAGCAGUGCUGUCCCUUCAUCAUUACCAGACUUGGACAUCCCAUCCUGCUCGUUACAGGCCUCCCUUACAUACGUGGCCCUCAUGCUCAGCUCUGCCUCCUCCUUUUGGCUGCUGGGUGAACCAUCUUUCCCAGGGCCAGUUCCCAUGGCACAGGGGUGGCAGAGUCCCUGGGGCACCUGCCUUCACCCUUGUCCACCCUACCCCCAGCCCUGCCACUCCCCCCCCCUCCCCUGCCCCAGGGCAGGAAUCUCACAAGGUGGCAGUGCACCAUCAGACCAGUGACCCCAAAGCUUUUACUUCCCUCUUCCUUCAUCAUUCCCUCAUGAGGCUGCAGGUGGUAUGGCAGGAACAGUAGCUCUGCUGCUGGGGCAGGAUUGUGGUUUCAAGCCAUUGGGGAUGGACCACAGGCUACCUGAGAGCCUUAGGGUCAGGGGGAGGGCUUUUUCCCAGGUGUGGGAGAGUUUUAGGUUGGCUUCAGAGAGUGGAGGAAGCUGGCACUGGAACAUGAGAGCAGAGAUCUGGCCUUGCCAUGGGGAUACCUCCCUCAUGUGCAGCUGAGAUGUCUCUCAGUUUGGUCAGUGUUUCCUGAGUUGUCUGAAAACUGGAGAUGAGUCUGGGUCAGUGCUGCCCCUCUUUCCCCACUGUCCCCUGUCCUGGUGUAGGUCCCCUCCCCCAUGCAAGGUGCCAUCAGUGGGAACCUCUGCUCCAGCCAGGGGCUUGGGCAGCUGCUGGCAGAAACAGGGAGCUCUGCCUGGUCUCCCCCUCCCUUCCAAAGCAGCAGGCUGCCACCGCCCUGCCCAGAGCAAGUCUGGCUCCAGCUGUGCCACUCCCUGCUGCCUCCUGCCCCUCCUCGUGUUCUGGUCAGUUUUCUUGAGCUGUACAUGGGUCUCCUGUUGAGCCUGUAUAUAUUGUUCUGGGCCCUGGCCCGGGGCCAUCUGUUCUCUGUGUCCAUGUGGAGAGUGAGCCGCUCACCAGUCUUGUUGUAGUGAUGCCAGGGCAGUAGGAACUAACCCUGUGUCUCUGGAAACCAUUCAUUUCAAAUAAAGAUGUGGAAAACUUU
Neopelma chrysocephalum (saffron-crested tyrant-manakin) is the source of this 12649-nucleotide messenger RNA. It is a transcript of the gene ZMYM3, whose product is annotated as zinc finger MYM-type containing 3. The coding region runs from base 7081 to 11484 and encodes 1467 amino acids. The transcript has 26 exons. The record is from RefSeq and is a predicted model, not a curated record. Lineage: Eukaryota; Metazoa; Chordata; Aves; Passeriformes; Pipridae. Gene Ontology annotation, molecular function: zinc ion binding.